AACUGAGAAUCAAGAAAUCACUUCCCAUAGCCUAAUACUUCACGAAAUAGUCAAUCUGUUAGUACACUUGUUUCAACAUUUCCAAAGGAAUACUUUUUACGUGCUAAAUUUACUGUUCGAAAUCGGAGAAGAUAGCUGGAUCGGUUGGUUAAGAUGAGUAUCUGGUCUGUUCGAACCUUCCCAAAUACCAGGCUGCGCGGAUCCCUCAUAGAUCUCGGUCGCACCAACCGCCACACGGACUGCAGCUUCAUCAUCGAACAAGAGAAUGGAACUACCAAGUCCUUUCCCUGCCACAGACUGAUCCUUAGCUGCGCCUCUGACGUCUUCGACCGAAUGCUUUAUGGGGCUUAUAAUGAGUCCGCCACUGGAGAGGUGCGACUGAACGAUGUGAGUCCGGAUGUUUUCGAGAAGUUCCGGGACUACGUCUACGGCUAUGAGUACGACAAGCUGCAGAAGUACGACUUUGACUCUCUAAUCCGCCUCUGCGAGUUCGGCCACAAGUACCUGGUGCAAUCCCUCGAGGAGGACUGCGUGAGGGAGUUGCUGGUGCGUAAGGAUAGCUUCGACAUGGGGGAGUUACUGCGGGUGUUCGCUUGUGCCCAUCGCAUGGACAAGAAAUCACUCAUAGAGCAGAUGUCCUGGGAGCUGAAGUCCACCUUCAGGAGCACCCUAGACCACUCGGUCGUCUACGAGUACGACUGCGAUGUCUUUAAGCACUACAUCGAAGUGAUUGCUGGAAAACUUUCCGAGGCUGACCGUUUUCGGCUGCUGGAAAUGUAUCUGAAGUACAAUGGUUUCGAAGCAGCUGAGAACGUAAACCAGGUGCAAACCCUAGAGGAAACUGGAACUACUAUUUGCAUAGAGAACCCUGGAUCGGAACUGCCCUCAACCAGCUGCCUGCCGCUGCAGAUUGGAUGCAGUUCCUCUGACCCAGCAAAGGAGGAGGCCAGGGGGCCAAACUACGUGAGAGAUCUGCUUGGCCUCAUUGACUUUGGCACUCUCACGCCCAAGGAGUUCUACGAGGGUGCCGGCAAGUCCAGCUUCCUCAGCCUGGCCGAGAAGUACGAGCACAUGUAUCAAAUCGCACGGAACUGCGUGGCGGCCAAGGAGGAGCUCCAGCUGAAGGUGGGAUCGCCCACGGAGCAGACUCCUCUCCUUUCCGAGUCGCGGCGCAUAGUCACCCUGGGAGGAACCUUGAUACGCGAGGAGCCGACAACCACUUCGCUAUCCUCGCACUACUCCCCCCGAUCCAGCCGACGAUUCCGCACCUGGUCAGCCAACUGCGACAUCUGACGCAGGACUUAACAUUCAUUCUUGUUUCGCUUCCAAAAUAUAUUUAGUACAAAAUUUUA
Drosophila biarmipes is the source of this 1352-nucleotide messenger RNA. RefSeq lists its product as uncharacterized. The record is from RefSeq and is a predicted model, not a curated record. Gene Ontology annotation, biological process: neurogenesis. Lineage: Eukaryota; Metazoa; Arthropoda; Insecta; Diptera; Drosophilidae. Bases 154 to 1293 code for a protein of 379 amino acids. The transcript has 2 exons. Gene Ontology annotation, cellular component: cytosol; P-body. Gene Ontology annotation, molecular function: protein binding.